Heteronotia binoei (common prickly gecko) is the source of this 1500-nucleotide messenger RNA. It is a transcript of the gene CATSPER2, whose product is annotated as cation channel sperm associated 2. Bases 1 to 1476 code for a protein of 491 amino acids. The transcript has a single exon. The record is from RefSeq and is a predicted model, not a curated record. Gene Ontology annotation, biological process: sperm capacitation; flagellated sperm motility; transmembrane transport. Gene Ontology annotation, molecular function: calcium-activated cation channel activity. NCBI's taxonomy places the organism in Eukaryota, Metazoa, Chordata, Lepidosauria, Squamata, Gekkonidae. Gene Ontology annotation, cellular component: membrane; CatSper complex.
AUGAACCCUUCGAGCUCAAAAGAGAGUUCCCGGUCCAGAAAAAUUACCCCACUCCUGGUGCAUCCCCGAGGGGACGCUAUCCGCUCCAAGUUGAUCUACACUUUCUACCUGAUCGACCACCUGAAGGGCCUAAGUCAUGCUGUCCCGCGGCACAAUAUCCGCGAGUUCCUGGAUAAUAGGAAACUUAAGAAACUGAUGCUCACAGACCAUAACCAACUGGUCCGUUUCAACGUAGUGCCCAUCCGGAACAUUUUAAUCACCCAAGAGAAACGCUGGCGCAAUCGUAUCCGGGUGCGCUGCAAUCGCUUCCCCCCUUUUGCCAUGUGGGCUCAUUGGCUUCUGUCGAGCCAAGUGUUCAAGGGCUUCAUCAUUUUCCUCAUCUGCUUGAACAUGGUGGCCGUCAUGAUGAUCACAGAGAUAGAACGGAACACGGAGGAUCACUUUAUGAUCAUGAAGAUUGUCUUGGAGGUGGCGGUCUGGGUGAUUCUCUUCAUCUUUAUCAUCGAGAUCAUGCUGAACUGGAUGUUUGGAUUUCGGAAGUACUGGAAAAAUCCCUGGAACGUCUUUGACUUUACGAUCACCCUGAUUUCCUUCAUCCCUGAAUUUGCUUUCUUCUCAAAUACGACCUAUAGGAUAGAAACCAAACAGGUCAUCCAGAUUUUCCGUAUUCUGCGCUGCUUAAAGCUGUUACCCCGAAUUGGUCAGGUCCGGGUCAUUAUCAUGGCCAUUGCUAAAGCACUGAGGGCCAUGGCUUUCAUCCUACUUCUUCUCAUCUUCUUCUUUUAUGUCUUUGCUGUCGCAGGUAUCUUCUUCUUUGAGAGCUACACUCGCUCAGACAGGGAUGACCUGGAGUACAGCAUGUAUUUCAAGGACAUGCCCAAUGCUUUGGUGACCAUUUUCAUUCUCUUCACCAUGGAUCAUUGGUACGCGCUGCUGCAAGACUCCUGGAAGAUCCCCGAGAUCAACAAAUUAGUCACGGGGAUGUUCAUCAUCCUGUGGCUCCUCAUUGGAGCAUUCAUCUUCAGGAACCUCUUUGUGGCCAUCAUGGUAGCGAAUUUCCAAAACAUUCGGAACGAAUUGACCGAGGAAAUGAAGCAGAUCGAGGCUCAGAAGCAAGCGGACAAGUUUAAGAUGGAAAUUAUAGAAAGCAGGUACAGCACAACGCAGAUAUUUGCAGACGCAGACCUGACGUCGCAGGAAAAAAUGGGCCUAGGAGGUGGGUUGGGUGGUGCAUCCACCACAGUCCCAGAUUACUCCUCGCAUGAAUUCAGCACCGGGGGCUUGGACUGGGAGAGUUACAUCUACAAAAACUUGCCCGGUCUUUAUCAGGCUGAUGACGAUGAGCAAGUGGUGUGGCCCCGCGACACCCUCUUCCGCUACUUUGAGCUAAUGGAGAAGCUUCAGUACAACCUCGAGGAGCGUCAACAACUGCAGCACUAUGCUGCACUGGCUCUAGCUAACCUGGAGGAUAAGUAGGGAGUUUUUCUGGAGGACCAAGCC